GUAAUUUUAUGACCCCUGCUGCCAGGUAUCAUCCACCUUGGCGCGUGGGCAUGUAUCUCGAGAGCUCAACGUCGCCGUCGACGCCUGGUGCGAUGCCUCCAUCUGCAUCGCCGACGUCUGUAUCGAUGGAGCGAGGCAUUACGCAGGUCCGUGUGCAGCCAAAGUCGACCUAUUACCAAGAACGUGUGGUGCGCGGUGUCGAGUGGAAUGUCGGACCCGUUGCUGCUGCUGCACUCAGCAGCAACAAAACCAUCAACAGCAGUGGCCGCACCAACUUCAUCAAGCAGAUCAUCUUCACCUUCGUGCUUGUGUGCGUCGUGACGUAUGUAUUGGGUGAACACAUUGCUGCCAUCGGCCUCCCAACCGCCGCCGCCGCCGCGCCGUUCCAGUCGGCGGCCACGUCAACGUCGGCCGUGUACGUGUCCAUGGUCAGCAUUCCCAUCAUGGAACGAGUGUUGCCUCUGAAGCAUCUCGCGGAAGAGCUUUUGCACCGCGGGUAUCGCGUCAGCAUCGCCAUGCCCGAGAUUUGCCGCAGCUGGGUGAGCGACGUGCCUGGCCUCGAGUUCAUUUCCCUAGGAACGAUGUCUGUGCCUUCCCAUGCACUCACGAUCAAGACUGCGAUUGGCCACGUCGGUGUUUAUGCUAGCUACAGGACAUCCCUUCAACACUAUGCAUCGUUCCAUCAGCCAAUGCUGCACCCGCUAGUCGAAGACUUUACGGAAGACCCGCCGUCGCUCAUUGUCGUCGACCGCUACACGUUUGCAGGCAUGGACGUGGCCGCUUCCCUGGGCAUUCCAUUUGUGAUCAACAACCCAUUUCUCCUCCUCGACAUCGACGACCCGCCCGCGUACGUCCCGGCGCCGCUGUCCCACCACCCGAGCAUGGAAGUCAUGACAGUGUUCCAGCGCUGCAUGAACGGCUACUUUCGACUUCGCUUUCGCCUGCUUAACCUUGACCUUAUCAGUUCGUCGGUUAACCCUCGCACGUCGUCGCAUGCCAACACGGUGGUGGUCACCAACACUGUGUUUGGCUUGGAGUACCCGCGCCCGCUCACGCCUUUGCAUCGAAUGGUUGGCGCCCUCCGCCGCCACACCACCGCGCCGUUGGAUGCGGACCUGGCUUCUUGGUUUGACAUUUCUCCGCAAAACCACGACGACGAUGCCGCUGAUGCCGCUGGUCCGUUUCAAGUUGUAUAUGUCGACUUUGGGCCAGAUGUGUGGGUGUCGAUUGAAGUCGUGACCCAGAUCAUCACCGUGUUGCGGCAACUUGACUUGCGCGUGGUGUGGAAGUUGACAGCCGACUUGGUAAUGAUCGUUCGAUCGUUCGAUGGUUUAUGUGACAGCGUGUAGCACAAGGCAUGGAGCACCGCCGACGACGGGGCACCGUGGCACGCGCUCGAGUCGUGGGAAGUAUACUUUAGCCCCCUCGUGGCCCACACGGCGGUGCUCCAACGCGCGGCCUUCUUCGUCACGGCCGGCGGAUUCCACCACGUCCAGGAAGCGCUUUGUGUCGGCCGCCCCGUCCUCGGCAUUCCAUUCUCCGCCGAACAAGCGGAAUUCGUGGACAGGGUGACGCGAGCGGGCGCAGGCGUGUCCAUUGAAGCAACGGAAUUGACAAUCGACAACUUUCGCCACGCCGCCCACCUCCUCCUCACCCACGAUCGCUUUGCCAAGGCAGCGACCCGACUCGGCGGACUCUUGACCAGUGCGGGCGGGGUCUCGGAGGCGGCAAAUGUAGUGCUGGCCGUGGCAGACCGAGGCGCGUCGGCGCUCAUCCCCGCCCACCACACCCAGCCAGUCGUAAAGACGUUCCUCCUGGACGUGUACGCUGUGUACGGCGCCGUGCUCUGUGGCGUGGCUGUGAUCCUGCGCACGCUGCUCUCGGCGCUCUUCUCUGUCUUCCAGCGCAAGUCAAUGCCAGACGUUCCCAAACUCUCGACAGAGUAGUGAACGACCUGUUUGAAUCAGUGUCGUCUGGUCCGAUCCGACUCUGAACGAGGUCAACUUCGAAUGACCUGUCGUAACGAUAAAGUACGUACACCCGCUGGGACACAUUGCCUUGUCACUCUAUUGGGCCAUAUGCUCAACUCAAACAGUAGGAACACGGCUGUGUGUUGAGUUGAGGCUGUGUACCGUGUCUCGGAAUUCGCUAUAGCAGUUGAGUGCAUUACUAAGCAAUUACUAUGCAGUUGGCCUUGAACGUGAACGCAAGUAGCCCUUAUAUGAUAUUCCACCCCAACGGUGUGGGAUAUUUUUGAUUGAUGCGAGCUGUCAGUCGUCGUUACUUGUGGGCAUGUGGGCCCUACAGAACCGGCCUUUUCGCACCGCAUUCAUGCAUCCGUCGCUUGUGCAUCGCUUGCCGCCGCCGUGGGCGAUGCAAUAGCCGUUGCCUCGAUCCUUCUUGUCGCAUUGCGCAUGUUUGCAUUUGCGAAUGCCGCCGUGCGCGUAGCAAAACCCUUUGCGCUGCUGCCCUUUGACACACCCGUCGUACUCGCACUUUUUGCCCCCGCCGUGGGCGCGACAGAACCCCCCGCCUUGGGAGCUCUUGGGGCAGUCUGGAUGCUGGCAGCGAGCGCCGCCGCCGUGGGCUUUGCAUCGGUUGUUGGACUGGGCGCGUCGGGUGCACGCGCCUUCCGUACACCGCUUGCCUUUGGAUUUGUAGGAUGGAACGACAACUUGGUGGUUGGGAGCUGUCGUGGCUCGUUGGAGGGGGACUUUUUGCAUCGAUUGAGGCGGUUUAAAGUCCGAUACAGACCGAUGGUGGGAAGGGGGCAGCACGUGAUUCGCCAGCUGGAACGUUCUAAAGUCGGGGUCCGCGGGGAAUUUGCGCACUUCGAUGGCAGGGGAUGUCGAGAUGGUUGUGCUUGCACGCAAGCCCCCCAUGGGAUCCUGGUACUGAAACGACGUGGGCUGAAUCUGGACAGGAUGGUGGUGUGGAGGGAGAGCAUAUUGUGAUUGGUGUAGGUGAUGGUGGUUGGAGUACGAGGAGGGAGGGGCGCCGGCAUUGGGAUGGUACUGAUUAUGGUGAAAGAAACUCGCGUACUGAGGCUCAAACGUACUGGUUGGCGUCGACGCGAGUUGUGGCACGCGCAAUUCAUAGUCGUUGAAUACAGGGAACGAAGCAAAGUCUACUUUGUGCAGUGGCGUGAGGGGGGCAUGGGUGUGGUCGAGUGGUUCGAACAUUCCACCGUCGUGGGUACCCGAUUCCUGCUUGACGUCCGCAAGUGGAUCGUCGAUAUUGUAGCCCGAAAAGAGAUCGUGGUCGUUGAAAAGGCUGUCCCUAAAUCGAUGGGCAGUAAGGUGAGUGAGACCUGUAGCGUACACAUAAAAGGUAGAAAGUUCGUUUUGCCCAUACGGUCGAGUGUGGGACCGAUGUU
Messenger RNA from Aphanomyces astaci, 3376 nucleotides. RefSeq lists its product as hypothetical. Bases 9 to 1349 code for a protein of 446 amino acids. The transcript is spliced from 8 exons. NCBI's taxonomy places the organism in Eukaryota, Oomycota, Saprolegniomycetes, Saprolegniales, Verrucalvaceae. Gene Ontology annotation, molecular function: UDP-glycosyltransferase activity. The record is from RefSeq and is a predicted model, not a curated record.